AUGUUUGGCCCUAUUAUUGUUUGCAAUGCCGUUUACACUGGAGAUCUUGAUGUCAAAUAGCCUGCUGUCGUUAAUUUGAGAAAAAAAUUGCAGGAGGAAAGAAAAAGACAUUAAAAAAGAGAAGAUGAUUUGAAGGAAAAGAUAAGUGUUUUGAAUUACAAAUUUUACAGAGUUAAACUAAUCAACUUCUAUUUUGACAUUAUCUGUGACAAGCUAGUACAUUAAAAGACAUAAGCUAUAGCUGUUGAUUUUGAUAGAGUUUGA
Stylonychia lemnae is the source of this 264-nucleotide messenger RNA. NCBI's taxonomy places the organism in Eukaryota, Ciliophora, Spirotrichea, Sporadotrichida, Oxytrichidae. The record is from the annotation of a GenBank genome assembly.